Molecule: messenger RNA, 4405 nt
Organism: Oncorhynchus keta (chum salmon)
Lineage: Eukaryota; Metazoa; Chordata; Actinopteri; Salmoniformes; Salmonidae
Product: choline O-acetyltransferase-like
Exons: 15
Biological process (GO): acetylcholine biosynthetic process; neuromuscular synaptic transmission
Cellular component (GO): cytoplasm; neuron projection
Molecular function (GO): choline O-acetyltransferase activity
Source: RefSeq, a predicted model, not a curated record
AGUAGGCGUGGAUAUCUUGGAGACUGAGACAGAGAGGUGAAAGAACAUUCCUUCGCGUCAAAGGAGUUCUAUGAACACGGAUCCGGAACACUGUCAUCUAGUUGUCAUCUAGUUGCAAACAUUUUUUACCUCUUCAGGAGAAAAGGAUUGCUCAGGUUGAACUUCAACAAACUCUUGAGGGUUUUCAAAUUACUUUCACCUGACUGAUCCAGACCGGGCAACAGCAUGCCUGUCGUGGAGAGAGAGCCACCGAAAGGCCGCAGGGAAAGCUAUGUCCUGCCCAAGGUGCCUGUCCCACCCCUGAAGCAGACCCUGGACAUGUACCUGACCAGUAUUAAACACCUGGUGAAAGAGGAACAGUACCAGAAGACUAAAUCCAUUGUGGAGAAGUUUGGAGAACCAGGCGGCACUGGAGAGCUGCUGCAGGAGAAGCUACUGGAGAAGAGCAUCAACACACACAACUGGGUAUAUGACUACUGGCUUGACGAUAUGUAUUUGAAUCAGAGAUUGGCCCUACCAGUCAACUCCAAUCCUGCCAUGGUCUUCCCAAAACAAGACUUUAGAGAUCACAAAGACUCACUCAAAUUCGCUGCUCACCUCAUCACAGGAGUUCUGGAGUAUAAGAAACAUAUUGACACACGGGCGUUGCCCGUGGACUUUUCUCGGGGCCAGCUGGCUGGGACCCCUCUGUGUAUGAAGCAGUACUACCGUCUCUUCAACACAUACCGUCUGCCCGGCCUCAAGAGGGACACCCUCGUCAUCCACGAGACUGGGUCCACCGAGCAGGAGCACAUCAUCGUUGCAUGCAAGAACCAGUUCUUUGUGAUGGACCUAGUGGUAAAGGAGAAACCACUGAGAGAAAUGGACAUCUCAAGCCAACUGGAGAAGAUCGUAAAGAUGGCAGAGAACACGGAGGAGAGACAGCCUCCUUUUGGUCUGCUGACGUCAGAUGGAAGAACAGAAUGGGCCCAGGCUAGAGACGUGCUCAUUAAAGAUUCAGUUAACAGAGAGUCGUUGGCUGUGAUCGAGAAGUGUCUGUGCGUGGUGUGUCUAGACGACCCCAGUGGGAUGGAGGUUGGGGAUACCAGCCGAGCCCUAAUGAUGCUCCAUGGAGGAGGCCAUGAGAAGAUGGGGGCAAACCGCUGGUAAGACAAGCCAAUGCAGUUUGUUGUAGGGGAGGAUGGAGUCUGCGGCACGGUGUGCGAGCAUUCACCCUUCGAGGGAAUAGUUCUCGUGGCGUGUACCGAAUACCUGAUGAAAUUCAUGACAGGAAGUCCCUCCAAGAUAGGGAGGGCCACCAGCGUGUCGGAGCUUCCUGCUCCUCGUAGACUGCUCUGGAAGACCACGCCCCAUAUCCAGGGCCUCCUGAAGGCCUCUGCUGAGAGACUGCAGAGGCUGGUUAGAGAUCUGGACAUGGAUGUACACAAGUUUGAGGUCUAUGGAAAAGAAUUCAUCAAGAAGCAGAAGAUGAGCCCAGAUGCGUACAUACAGGUGUCUCUACAACUGGCAUUUUACAGAUGCAAUGGACGGCUGGUGUCCACUUAUGAGAGUGCUUCUAUCCGUCGUUUCCAUGAGGGCCGGGUGGACAACAUCCGCUCAGCGACCCCCGAGACUCUGGCCUUUGUGAAGGCCAUGACGGACGAGAAGACAUCUCUCUCUGAUUCAGAAAAGAUUAAACGAUUGUGGGAUGCGAUUAAUGCCCAGACAAAUUCCACAAUUGCAGCUAUUACAGGGAUGGGAAUAGACAAUCACCUUCUAGGACUCAGAGAGAUCUCACAGGAGAUCCAUAUGGAGAUGCCAGAGAUCUUCACAGAUGAAACCUACGUGGCCAGUAACCAGUUCAUUCUAUCCACCAGUCAGGUCCCCACCACAGUGGAGAUGUUCUGUUGUUACGGCCCGGUGGUUCCUAACGGUUACGGGUGCUGCUACAACCCACAGGCAGACCACCUCCUCUUCAGCGUGACCAGCUUCCACGGCAGCACCGAGACCAGCUCGGCCGUUUUUAUCAAGGCUCUGGACGAGGGCCUCGUAGAGAUGAGGGAUCUGUGCAGGACGAGCAAUAAGCCUCAGAGCAACACUGCUGCUGCCUCGAAGGCGGUUGAGAAAAGCCAAGGAGCUGGCAGCAAGCCUCCGAGCACACCUCAGAAAACAGGGAAAUAAGUCAUACUGAGAUAUCAUUACGGUGUCCGUAUUAGGACAGCCUCAGUAGUCACACUCAACUUCCCACAGAUUACGGUGUCCAUAUUAGGACAGCCUCAGUAGUCACACUCAACUUCCCACAGAUUACGGUGUCCGUAUUAGGACAGCCUCAGUAGUCACACUCAACUUCCCACAGAUUACGGUGUCCGUAUUAGGACAGCCUCAGUAGUCACACUCAACUUCCCACAGAUUACGGUGUCCAUAUUAGGACAGCCUCAGUAGUCACACUCAACUUCCCACAGAUUACGGUGUCCGUAUUAGGACAGCCUCAGUAGUCACACUCAACUUCCCACAGAUUACGGUGUCCGUAUUAGGACAGCCUCAGUAGUCACACUCAACUUCUGACACGUGUCCAGGUACAUGGUGAAAGUAGUGUUAGCUAGUUGUCCCGUGUGUAUAUUUUGGUGUUUUGUGCGAUAAAAGUAGAUGUUUCUACGACUUUAUCUCUCGAGUCAAUAUGAAUCGUUAACUAUGUAACAAUGUACAUUAAAACUAAAUAAGGAAGGUUAAACAUAUAGAUGUAGAAAAUACGAUGUAGACGCUGUCAUUCACCACCGGUAUUCUGUGGGAGUCUAGACAGACCACAGCUCACUGGUCUGGUAAUAGGAAACUAAAGCCAUGCCUGCUAUUUCAGCACUGUAGUGACGGACAGCUCCUCUUACUUACUCCUGAAUGAUCUCAGCGUAUGUAGGCUCAACGUACUGUUAAUUCAGCUUUGUCGAAACAACUCCUAAAUAUAUAUAUAUAUAUAUAUAUAUAUAUAUAUAUAUACCGGAAUAUAUCAUUGUCAAUAUAUUCACAUUUAUCGUGCAAACAUUGAUCAUAUUGUAACUAAUGGGAUUCAUGUCCGGACGGCAACCUAACCCAUAGGGAAAGAGCAAAAGUAGGAACUAGGUUUAAUAUCAUCACUAUAAUGAUGCUGCCAAAGAGGGAUAUCUAUCUAGUAAAGCCUAAAGCAGGGCUCUCCAACCCUGUUCCUGGAGAGGUACCCUCCUGGAGGUUUAUAUCAGGGCUCUCCAACCCUGUUCCUGUAGAGAUACCCUCCCGGAGGUUUACAUCACAGCACUCCAACCCUGUUCCUGUAGAGAUACCAUCCUGUAGGUUUACAUCAGGGCUCUCCAACCCUGUUCCUGGAGAGCUACCCUCCUGUAGGUUUAUAUCAGGGCUCUCCAACCCUGUUCCUGUAGAGGUACCCUCCUGGAGGUUUUAACUCCAACCCUGUUCCUGUAGAGAUACCCUCCUGUAGGUUUUAACUCCAACCCUGUUCCUGGAGAGAGACCCUUCUGUAGGUUUUAACUCCAACCCUGUUCCUGGAGAGAAACCCUCCUGUAACUCUCCAGGAACAGGAUUGGAGAGCCCUGAUGUAAACCUACAGGGGGUACCUCUCCAGGAACAGGAUUGGAGAGCCCUGAUGUAAACCUACAGGAGGGUACCUCUACAGGAACAGGAUUGGAGAGCCCUGGUCUAAAGGAUGACAGGCACUUUAAUGUCGGUUUACAAAUUACGGCUGGCAAUCUGUUUAGAGGUGCUAGGUACUCUCGGCCGGCAAACGCUACCGGUUUGUCCGUGCCUUUAAACUUGAGACGGAUAUGUUUACCAUACAAUAUUUCUAGAGGUAUUUCCACAGCUAUUGCUAGUAUAGAUUCUGUGCAAUAUUCUGUCAUACUGUCUAAUACUGUCUCAUACUGUCUAAUACUGCUUCAUACUGUCUAAUACUGCUUCAUACUGUCUAAUACUGCUUCAUACUGUUUCAUACUGCUUCAUACAGUCUCAUACUGUCUCAUACUGCUUCAUACUGUGUCAUACUGCUUCAUACUGCCUCAUACGGCUUCAUACUGUCUCAUACGGCUUCAUACUGUCUAAUACUGCUUCAUACUGUUUCAUACUGCUUCGUACUGUCUCAUACUGUCUCGUACUGUUUCAUCCUGCUUCAUACUGUCUAAUACUGUCUCAUACCGUCUAAUACUGCUUCAUACUGUUUCAUACUGCUUCGUACUGUCUCAUACUGUCUCAUACUGCCUCAUACUGUCUCAUACUGUUUCAUCCUGCUUCGUACUGUCUCAUAUACUGUCUCAUACUGUUUCAUCCUGCUUCAUACUGUCUCAUACUGCCUCAUAUUGCUUCAUACUGUUUCAUCCUGCUUCGUACUGUCUCAUAUACUGUCUCAUACUGUCUAAUACUGCUUCAUACUGUUUCAUACUGCUUC